Talaromyces rugulosus is the source of this 1254-nucleotide messenger RNA. RefSeq lists its product as uncharacterized. Lineage: Eukaryota; Fungi; Ascomycota; Eurotiomycetes; Eurotiales; Trichocomaceae. Gene Ontology annotation, biological process: transmembrane transport. The record is from RefSeq and is a predicted model, not a curated record. Gene Ontology annotation, molecular function: transmembrane transporter activity; methylcrotonoyl-CoA carboxylase activity. Bases 1 to 1254 code for a protein of 417 amino acids. The transcript has 5 exons. Gene Ontology annotation, cellular component: mitochondrion; membrane.
AUGUCAGACCCCGUCAAAGACGACGACGAUAUAAUUGAGCGCCAUGUCCCCCCGCAGGAUCAGCAGGAAAAAACGCGUGUCGUGUCCUCCUCGAGCAAGGAAGAAAUAGUUGAUGAUGGGCCAUCUGCUUUGGUGAGCAGGUCGCGCCAGAGCUUGUCGGAUUUUUUCACUAUUUUUGCGUCGGGUUUCGCUUUGAUCUCGGAUGGAUAUCAAAAUAAUCUAAUGACAAUGACAAACGUCUUGCUCAAAAAAGAGUAUCCGCAGCAAUACGCCUCGACUGUGAGCACGCGCGUGUCUAAUGCUCUGUUGGUCGGCGAGGUGAUUGGUCAGGUCGUCAUUGGCUUGACUUGUGACUAUCUCGGCCGGAAAUGGGCGAUCGUCGCUACGACUCUGAUGAUUCUUGGUAGUGCGGCAAUUGCCCAACUAUCUCCCCACUUCUCUCAAACAGAAGCCAUUCAGCAAUGUACGCAAGCAAUUCCGCAAUCAACGAUUGACCCUGUAAACAUCCACUGCGAUGUUAUUACAGCAGUCAAUUCUCCAUAUAAUGACAAGGAAGCUUCCUUGCCAGUCAAUAUCUGUAUUUGGAAAGCACAAAACGCUGGCCAAUCAUUCACCAAUGUGAAAGAGGCUUGGCUAUCACCUAUCCCAGAAAGCCUCGCAACUAUUGACGGAUCAAGUCCUGCAGGUGCUGCAGUCCCUGUCUUGUACCACAGUAUCAGCCAGGAAUUGAGAAGUGGGAGGUCAAUUUCAUCAACUCCAUAUCACGUCAAAAUAGAGUCAUGGUAUGCAGCCGGAGGCAGUAACAACGUCCCUGUAUCUUGGAAAACAUCUACGAUGCAGGUUUCAGUCAAUGGAACUAGGAUACUAGUGCACAUUGCUCUGCCUUCUGUCGAUCCUCAUACCGCUGUGGGACAGGUUGAUAUUAGCCAACCCAUCUUUUGCCACAUUCCUGCGAUCGGCACAUACAUCGAGUUUAAGCGCGAUACCUUGCUUUCGUUUGCCGAGAGCACCCGCUCGGUCGCCAAGUCUAAGGAUGGCUCCGAGGAGAAAACAAUGGUUGCGCCAAUGCCUUGUAAGGUGCUUUCGGUCUUGAAGAACAAUGGCGACGAAGUCAAGGCCGGAGAAGCAGUGAUGCUCAUUGAGAGUAUGAAGAUGGAGGUGAGCAUUGCGGUAUCAACAGCAGGGAAAUUCGAGACUACUAGGAAGAAGGGCGAGGCGGUCGAAGAAGGCAAGGUCCUUUGCUCUGUGACUUGA